Pseudophryne corroboree (corroboree frog) is the source of this 597-nucleotide messenger RNA. RefSeq names its product mitochondrial ribosomal protein L57 (gene MRPL57). Gene Ontology annotation, biological process: mitochondrial translation. Gene Ontology annotation, cellular component: mitochondrial ribosome. Lineage: Eukaryota; Metazoa; Chordata; Amphibia; Anura; Myobatrachidae. The record is from RefSeq and is a predicted model, not a curated record. Gene Ontology annotation, molecular function: structural constituent of ribosome. Bases 226 to 540 code for a protein of 104 amino acids. The transcript is spliced from 3 exons.
UCUAGCGGUGAUGUAAAGUAACUAGCAGAGACAUACUCAUUUACCUGCAUCUUAUGGUCGCUUGCCCCAAUCAAAUAUGGCUGAUUGUGUUCUUCCGGGUUGUAUUACGUUCUGCACAGCGAAGGGCAACUGAAGACCGCGACAAGCGUUGCUGCAGUGGCCGGGAGAGUUGGCAACACUGGUGAGAGCCUAAUCUCCAGGAUCCCAGAGAGAAGCUAAGCUAAGAUGUUCUUGACGAAUGUCCUCCUAAGAAAAGGGAUACCUGGUCGUCAGUGGAUUGGGAAGUACAGACGGCCCAGGGUGGUCACCUGGAAUAUGAAAAGGUCAAUGAUUAACAGGCUGGAGAUAGAAGCAGAGACUGAGUACUGGAUAAGCCGGCCCUACAUGACUAAAGAUCAGGAACAUGGUCAUGCUGCAGCGCGGAGGUACACAGAAUUCCAGGAGCUGAAGGCCCGGCAGAUGGCAAACUUUCCUGAGCAUAAAUACUUGCAAGAUCACUUAAAUCAUUUAAAUGUCACCAAGAAAUGGACAAUAACUUAAAUGAUGUAAUGAUGUUGGCAUGUAGUUAAAAUAUAAUAAACGUGUUUUCUAAGCUUG